UGCCAGCGUUUGUUCCUCCCGAGCUUGUCCACGAAAUUCUCCGCCAUUUGAUAGAGGCGUCACCCCCACGCUCAGUAAUACCACCCUACAGAGCGGGUCUCAACCCAAAACCGCGGUGGGACGUCAUUCAGUCAUUUACCCUAGCUUCACAAGACUUCCGGCACAUGGCACUGUCAAUCUGGUUUCAAUAUUUAUAUCUUAGAUCAUCGCGCGAGGUUAACGACAUCGAGCAGUACUUUCCCGAGCUCAAGAGCAGCUGGUGCAGGUAUCUUCACUGCGUCCAGACCAUUGAAGAUAGGGAUUACAUAUGGAGUCUUGCCGGAUUCAGGCGUUUACAUACCGUCCGCAUAGAUUGGCUCUCCCGUGAGCUGACACGGGUGCUGGACCCGAUCCUGAGCGGAGAUAUGGUCCCGUUCGUCGACCUCGAAUGUCCUGUCCAGGAACUUGACAUCCGGGCCUUGAAAUACGGCUCUCCGAUGGCCCUGAAAGCUCUGACGGCUCCCUUCAAGGAUAUUGUCAUUCUCAAACUUGAAUUCCUCCGGGUAUGGUGCGGCCUAUGUCAUACCUGCGUGCUCGUAAAAUUCCCUCCGCAUGGUCCCGAAGAACUAGUUUACGAGGGAGGUCUCGGUUUGCCAGUUCACUACGCACGCGUUCUACAACAUCUCAUUCACCUCGAAGAAGUGUAUAUAACCAUCCCGGAUAUUGGUGCCGACUUUAUCUCGUCCCCAGACCCCUUGACCAACUCCAAUGAAAACAUGUGGGUCGGAGAGUGCAAUCGUUGCACUUGGUUGAUGUAUGACGACGAGACAUUUCGGAAGAGCUGGGUGGCGAGGAAGAAGGGAAUAGUGCUCGGAGAUGUCGACAAAAAGUCGGUAUACAUGAAGCCGCCAAGUCUCCAAAGAGUCCGGUGGAAUUUCUGGAAAUUUCUGGGCUCGGGGAAUACGACAACAUAUUCGCAGGCAGACGUUGUUUCCGACGUUGAACAUGACCCAGAGCAAGAAGAGGAAUCCGAAGACGCCGAAUAGG
Molecule: messenger RNA, 1026 nt
Organism: Cyclocybe aegerita
Lineage: Eukaryota; Fungi; Basidiomycota; Agaricomycetes; Agaricales; Hemipholiotaceae
Source: the annotation of a GenBank genome assembly